Molecule: messenger RNA, 4304 nt
Organism: Frieseomelitta varia
Lineage: Eukaryota; Metazoa; Arthropoda; Insecta; Hymenoptera; Apidae
Exons: 8
Coding region: 1243-4008 (921 amino acids)
Source: RefSeq, a predicted model, not a curated record
CGGGCAACGCGUAUCGACGACGCUCUCAGUUAGCCGUAGGGGUAGCAUCGGGGUGGUUCCAGCCGAGAGUACGGCCGAGGGGCGCGUCAGGGACUGACGGCCGAAAGGAGAAAGUCCUCGACUUCCGCUUCGACCUCUUUCCAACUUCCAACGCUUCGUUCUUUCUCGUUCCGAACGAUUUCCUCCGUCACGCCACAGCACUCGACGAGGCGACCCGACUUGUCUCGAUCUUCGAGAGGAUCUCGAAGACCAAUCCGAAGACGAAGGAUCAAGGAUCGACCAGAGAGAGAAAGAGAGAAGAGUGAAAUGAGAGGCAGGGACCCGAGAAACGAUGCCCGAGAAGAGACCAGUGAGAAAAGGAGAGAAACGUACGAUAAGUAGACGAUGCGGCUCGUCGACGAUCACCCUUCGCGCGUCCCUUCUUUCUAUUCUCUCCCCCUGAACGCGAUCGAUUUUAUUCCUCACCUUGGGAUGAACGAUUCUUGGACGCACGAUGGCUAACCUUUGCGCCUGGUUAACAGCAAGGCAAACAUCGUUACACCGGCGGACGAUAUUUUAGACGCUCGUCUGGAAGAAAGUGGCCCUCUCUCUCUCUCUUUUUCUCUUUCCCUCUCUCUCUCUCUCUCUCUCUUCUUGCCUCCUUCGGUGAAAGAAAGACUGUGGGUCGAGAGAGUAAACUCGGGAGAUGUUGUCUCAGAGCUCGUUCAACAACUAACGUGGUUAAUGACGAUCGAUCGGAUGGAACGAUCGAUCCGCCGGCUAUUUGGCGAAUGGACGCGUGUAUGGUGUAAUUAGGCGUGUAGCACCAGGAGCUGCUCGCGAGGUUAAAAGGCGGGAAACGAGUGACGCUCGAGAACCAGGGGAACGUCGGGAAAAAUCCGAGGAACCGCAGGAUUAACUGUAAUUAGGAUGUCGUAGCUUUCCCCGCUUGGCAGUAGCAGUUUUGGUGAAGUAGCGUGCGGUUCUUUGAAUCUUUCAUUGACGAACGAGGACUUCCCACGGGUUUUGAAAAUUAUACUUUCGUAUACAGGCGAACGAGAGUGGAAUGUCACUUCCGAUCGGUCGCCGUAUAUCGAAUCGAUCAUCGAGCUACGUUUUCCCCCGGUUCGAAGCAAAAUAAUUCGAUUCUUGCAGCACGGAGACCAGCGGCGAGGGUAUAAGGAAGCUCGAGGAGGACUCGUGAAAUGAGAAGAUCCCAACUUUGACACGUUCGAAAGUAUCCUGGCCACGAUUGUUGCAACGAUGAAUCGGGAAAACGAGGAACAGCGGCCAGUCUCUCAAACGCUUUGCGGCGCGUUGCAAAAAGAACCGAAUUGCAAAUGUUUGGUGCUCUCCGUGUUAAUAUACGGAUGCCUUGCCGCAGUGACGUGGUGUAGAUGCGCGAAUGUCACCAAGGUGAUAAUCAAUUUCACGAGGUACCCAAUUAAAAGCACGAAACACGUGUCCCCAUGCGACGAUGGCUACAUAUACAUCCCCGUGGCGUUUAUGGGGAUGCUGUAUCUGGUCUAUUUGGUCGAGUGUUAUCACUCGCCGAUCAGGAUCGAUCUGUUACACGCGGAGAGCCAGGACAGCGUGUUGUCCAAGAUCUCGCAGUUGAAGUCGGCGCAACCGACCAUCUGGUGGAAAGCUGUCUCGUACCAUUACGUGCGACGUAAACGUCAAAUUACCCGGUACAGAAACGGAGACAAUUACACGACGACGCAGGUUUACUACGAAAGGAUAAACACACACGCCGCCACAUCCUUCUACUAUUACGACUACUGCGGCGUGAAGGAUAUUAGCAAGGAACUGAUCUUGGAUCCAAAGGUGCCGAUCACGAAGAUCAAUCUCAGCAAAGGAUUCGCCUUUUCAAACAUGAGAUCGGCAACAGAGUUCGAGGAGGCCAGGUCGAGAUUCUUCGCGGAACAAGAGUUGAGAGACGAUUACAUGGAGAUGAGAGAAGGUCUAGAUCUUGGAUACAAUCCGAACCCUACGACGUUGGUGGCUGUUCCUGGCAGUCCCUGGUUCACUAAUCGUUACGUCUACUGGUGUCUAAGUGCUCUGUUGCUCAAUUGGCCUUUGAGAGUGAUUAUAGAGUACAAAACGCAAUAUGCUGAUUACCAGAUCACCAAACUCUUCGGGAUCAACUACGACACGCCGAGCGGGAGCGAGCCGAUACACGCGUCCAUGAGCCAACAGACCAUCAAUCAGCCGGGCUCGUACAUGCUGGCGCCAAGCUACAGCGAGGCGCUUCUGAUGGAUCCAGCGCCGGAUCAACGAACAGCCGAAUCUCAGGACGCGAGUAUAACCGAGAUGGUGCCGAGUUAUUCGGAAGCGUUGCUCUAUCAGCGAGCGGAGCAAGGCUGCGUCGUAACGCAGGAGGUCGACGAGGACUCGAAUCGUCCGGCAACGUCGCGCGAGUGUUCCUGCCCGUGUCACGCGGUCUCCUCUACCUUCGAGGUGAACGUGCAAGAGGAAGGAUCGAGGCGAGACGAGGACGACGGGCAGUCGAACGAUCGACAGACCAGAGAGCCACCGACGGAAACGGCGGGCACAGAGGUGCACCCUUCGAGCUGCACGCUGGUCAGCGAAACGGAGACUGGAAAGUGCGGAAGCUGCGGGAAAUUCUUGGUGGAAGCGCAGCUGGAAAGCUCAGAGAUGUCGAGAAGCAGCGAGUGUAACGUGGAGAGACGUGGAACUAGCUCGGUCAGAGGGUUCCAGAACAUGAGGAGGGCAGCGAGGACCAGCGUGAUCCCUCGAGACAUGUCCGAGCCGAAUCUCAGAUCCAGAUCGGAACUGAUGGAAGCUGACACCAGGUUCCUCAGAUUGAACGGACAGAGUUUGAGGAAUAUUUUGGAGUGCGAGCAGGAAGAGGAGUUCGGUAUGGAAGAUAGGAUUGGCGAGGCUAGUCAAGGUAAGACUAGUCAAGGUGAGACGAGAAGCGGUGGAGAUUUCAGGUUGUCACUUUGCUCCCUCGACGAAGCCAAUUCUAGGUCCGUAGACGCGAGCAGAGGCGCGAUACCAAAGAGACUAGCCGGCAGAAGCAGAGUGAUCACGAAUCCGAUGUCGAACGAGGAUGUCGCCUGCGGAUUGCCCGACUCGAAGACAUAUUUUUGCUUGAAAUCGAUUCUUAAACAGAACAAACGAAGGUAUACUCUGAUCACCGCGAGGGAGCUUCAGGACUUCUCCGACCGAGAAGACGACGACGUGGACAGACGUUUGCUGAAUCGAUCGUCGUAUCACGAGGGUUGUAUCAGCGCUUCGAAGAACAACGCUGGACAGAGACUCGAUCGACUUUCGAGAUCGAGGGAGAGCUUGGACGGUGCUUUAGGAAGGAGGAAGAAACAGUUUUUAGAGAAUAUAUCCAUAGAGAAAUGCGAAGAAGGAUCGAAACGUGAGAGUAAUAGAACUCUCAUCUUCGCGAGUCCGAUACAGGAGGUCUGCCCUGGCGAUCCGUUCGGUGGAAAAGACGUAGUCAGAACGCGACAGGAAGUGGAUUCCACCCCAACGGAAGAGUCACCGAACCAGACGGUCCUCGGUCAACUUGGACGUUCUCUCACCUGCGAUCGGAAAUCUUCUCGACGCCGAUUCCAAGAUCCCCACAAACAACGUUACUCGGACAACGUUACCUCUCAUCCUUCUUCCUUCUCCUGUCCACCAGACCGUCAACAUCCCUAUCCGUACGCAUUCUCAGCGUCCACAGACGCCAUGGACACCAUGGACUUCAACAAGAACGUCCAACAAACCACCGCUCGAGUUUACCAACACGCAACGUCUUUCCCACCCUAUGAAGGAUCGAUCUCGAAUCACGGCGAGAAAUUCACCGAUCAGCAAGGUACGAUAGACAGGGUUUCCCCUGCGAACGUUUCCAGAUCGAACGUCGGUGAACUGACGCGUUCGUUGACCGAAAGACGAACGAAAUCGAGUCGGAACGACGCGAGUUUUCGUCGGAGCUUCACCGGUAGGGUGGAGGAUUACAGAACGGAGAACAACAAAUGGGCGAACCUGAACAUGGAGACGUCGUUAUAACGAAGGGACAGGGGAUGAUGAUUGUAAAUAUCCGUCCUGCCACUUUUCAACAUCCUGUAUAUACGCGCGUGAGUGCGACUUACGCGUCGCGCCGCCUUUGCUUCGCGUUUAGAACGAUAUCGAUCCUUUCGUCGAAAAACUUCGUUUUUUCAACGCAACGAAUUUGUGACUUUUGCGCGUAUGAUACAUUUUGCUGGGAUAGAGUCAGAAAUAUCUUGUAAAUAUACUUUCAGAUUUGUUUCCAAUAUUAUUUCCAUAAUUAUGAUGAUAGUCGUGUCUCGUGUGCUAAUUAAAAA